This is a messenger RNA of Aspergillus wentii DTO 134E9, 3234 nucleotides long. RefSeq names its product isoleucine--tRNA ligase ILS1. Lineage: Eukaryota; Fungi; Ascomycota; Eurotiomycetes; Eurotiales; Aspergillaceae. Gene Ontology annotation, molecular function: aminoacyl-tRNA deacylase activity; ATP binding; isoleucine-tRNA ligase activity. The transcript has 2 exons. The record is from RefSeq and is a predicted model, not a curated record. Gene Ontology annotation, biological process: isoleucyl-tRNA aminoacylation. The coding region runs from base 1 to 3234 and encodes 1077 amino acids.
AUGUCCAUUGAUUUUCCGGCUGAGGAGGACAUUGUCCUCAAGAGGUGGAGAGAGAUCGACGCCUUUCGGAGACAGGUCGAGCUUUCCGAGGGCCGCAAGCCAUACACGUUUUACGAUGGCCCUCCGUUCGCAACCGGUCUCCCUCACUAUGGACACUUGCUUGCUUCGACUAUCAAGGAUGUCAUCCCGAGAUAUUGGUCUAUGAAGGGCCACUAUGUUGAGCGGCGAUUUGGCUGGGAUACCCACGGUGUUCCCAUUGAAUACGAAAUCGACAAGAAGCUGGGCAUGUCGGGUCUGGAGGCUGUCUCAAAGCUCGGAAUUGAGAAAUACAACGAGGAGUGCAGAGCUAUUGUAAUGAGAUAUGCUUCUGAAUGGCGUGAGACCAUUGAGAGACUUGGUCGUUGGAUUGACUUUGACAAUGACUACAAGACCAUGAACACUGGAUUUAUGGAGUCUGUCUGGUGGGUUUUCAAGGAGUUGUUUGACAAGGGACUCGUCUACCGCGGUUACCGUGUCAUGCCCUACUCGACUGCACUCAACACUCCUUUGAGUAACUUCGAAGCCCAACAGAAUUACAAGGAUGUCCAGGAUCCUGCUGUCGUUGUGUCCUUCCCUCUGAAGAGUGACCCCGAGACUUCCCUGCUUGCAUGGACGACUACACCGUGGACCCUGCCCUCCAACCUCGGUCUCUGUGUUAACCCCGGUUUUGAGUACAUCAAGAUUCACGACGAGGCCUCCGGAAAGAACUACAUUCUCCUCGAAUCCUUGCUUCGCACUAUCUACAAGGACCCUAAGAAGGCCAAAUUCAAGAUUGUCGACAGAUUCAAGGGAUCCGAUAUGAAGGACUGGAAGUACGAACCUCUCUUCGACUACUUCCUUGAAGAAUUCAAGGAUCAUGGAUUCCGUGUGUUGAACAGCGACUACGUCACAGCCGAUGAUGGUACUGGUAUCGUUCACCAAGCCCCUGCAUUCGGUGAGGACGAUUACAGAGUUGGCAUGGAGGGAGGUGUCAUUAGCGAAGAGCGCCUGCCACCCAACCCCGUUGACCCACAGGGCUGUUACACGGCUGAGGUCCGUGACUUCGUGGGACAGAACGUCAAAGCUGCCGACAAGGGAAUCAUCAAGCACCUGAAGGCAGCCGGUCGUCUGGUUGUUGACAGCCAGAUUACUCACAGUUACCCGUUCUGCUGGCGGUCCGACACACCUUUGAUCUACCGUGCCGUGCCUGCAUGGUUUGUUAAGAUCGGCCCCAUUAUUCCUACGAUGUUGCAGGGUAUUGAAGAGUCACACUGGGUGCCUUCUUUCGUUAAAGAAAGAAGAUUCUCGAGCUGGAUCCAGAACGCCCGAGACUGGAACAUUUCUCGAAACCGUUUCUGGGGUACCCCUCUGCCCUUGUGGGUUAGUGACGACUUCAAGGAGAUUGUUGCCAUUGGAAGCGCUGAGGAGCUCAAGGAGCUCAGCGGCUACGAAGGAGAGCUCAUCGAUCUCCACCGUGACAAGGUGGACAAGAUCACUAUCCCGAGCAAGCAAGGAAAGGGUGUCCUUCGCCGUGUGGAGGAGGUGUUUGACUGCUGGUUCGAAUCAGGAAGCAUGCCAUAUGCCUCACAACAUUACCCAUUCGAGAAUAAGGAACAGUUUGAGAAGAGCUUCCCUGGUGAUUUCAUCGCAGAGGGAUUGGACCAGACCCGUGGCUGGUUCUACACCCUGACUGUCCUGGGUACACAUCUGUUCGGCAAAUUGCCCUUUAAGAACUGCGUUGUGAACGGUAUUGUUCUUGCUGAAGAUGGAAAGAAGAUGUCCAAGAGAUUGAAGAACUACCCUGACCCAUCUCUUAUCAUGGACCGAUAUGGUUCCGACGCCUUGCGACUUUAUUUGAUCAACUCGCCUGUUGUUAGAGCCGAGCCACUCAGAUUCAAGGAAUCUGGUGUCAAGGAGAUCGUUGCUAAGGUCCUUCUCCCACUGUGGAACAGUUACAAGUUCUUCGAGGGCCAGGCUGCUCUUUUCAAGAAGACCGAGGGUACCGACUUUGUUUUCGACCCUAAGGCCGAAAAGACCAACACCAACGUCAUGGACCGUUGGAUCUUGGCAAGCUGCCAGAGUCUGCUCAAGUUUGUCAACGAAGAGAUGGCCGGAUACCGCCUGUACACUGUGGUUCCUCGUUUGCUCGAGCUGAUUGACAACACAACCAACUGGUACAUCCGAUUCAACCGAAAGCGUCUCAAGGGUGAGAACGGAGUUGACGAUACCGUUCAUGCCCUGAACACCCUCUUCGAGGUCCUUUUCACCCUGGUCAGAGGUCUUGCUCCAUUCACACCCUUCAUCACCGACACCAUUUACUUGCGACUCCUCUCCCAUAUCCCCGAGGCGCUCCGUGGUGAGGACAGCCGAAGUGUCCAUUUCCUUCCUUUCCCUGAAGUGCGCGACGAGCUCUUCGAUGAGGUCGUUGAGCGACGGGUGGCACGCAUGCAGAAGGUCAUUGAAUUGGCACGUAUCUCUCGUGAGCGUCGAUCUAUCGGUCUCAAGACUCCCUUGAAGACUCUGGUCGUCAUUCACCAAGACCAACAAUACUUGGAUGAUGUUAAGUCGCUGGAGGGUUACAUUCUCGAGGAAUUGAACGUACAUGACCUAGUCCUGUCCUCUGAUGAAGCCAAGUAUAACGUCCAGUACAGCGUCACUGCCGAUUGGCCCGUCCUUGGAAAGAAAUUGAAGAAAGACGUUCAGAAGGUUAAGAAGGCUUUGCCCUCGCUAUCCAGCGACGAUGUGAAGAAAUUUGUCUCUGAGAAGAAGAUUCUUGUUGAUGGCAUUGAGCUCGUCGAAGGUGACCUUGUGGUGAAGCGAGGCCUCAAGCAGGACUCCUCCUCCGAGGGCAUGGAGCCCAACACCGACGACGAUGCAUUGACCAUUCUUGACGCAAACAUGUACCCAGAAUUGGCUCAGCAGGGCUUGGGCCGAGAGAUCAUCAACCGGCUGCAGCGCCUCCGCAAGAAGGCCGGCUUGGUUCCCACAGAUGACGUGAAGAUGGAGUACUCGGUUCUCACUGACCCUGACAACGUUGGCAUUAAAGAGGCAUUUGAAUCGCAAGCGAAGGCCAUUGAAAAGGUUGUGCGCAGACCACUGGAUCAGCAUGAGCUUGUUGAUGGCAAGGUUCCCGCUGGGGAUGAAGAAGGCAUGAUCUUGCAGGAGGAGCAGGAAGUUCAGAAGGCUACCUUCCUCUUGAGAUUGCUCAAGUUGUAG